Messenger RNA from Wickerhamiella sorbophila, 1197 nucleotides. RefSeq names its product telomere-associated protein 1. The record is from RefSeq and is a predicted model, not a curated record. NCBI's taxonomy places the organism in Eukaryota, Fungi, Ascomycota, Dipodascomycetes, Dipodascales, Trichomonascaceae. Bases 1 to 1197 code for a protein of 398 amino acids. The transcript has a single exon.
AUGACGCGUGGAUCAAAGAAUUCUGGUGCAACAGGCCAUUUUGUGAAUGGGAUGGAAGUAUCAGGUAUAGACCCUGAGAUUGUCCGCGAGGAACGGCAAGCCGCUGAGCGUGGCGGCGUAGACAAGACUAGUGGACCCGACCUCACUGCGCUGCAGCAGGCUGUUGACAUCCACAAGCUCCAGCAAGGCUCGAAUACAGUACCUCAAGGCUACGGCCAGCCAGAAAGCCAGCCAUUGUUUGCCGCUGACCCCAACCAAACCGACGACGUGCGCCAUUACGGCCACCAUGUCCACUACCCCCCUCACCAGGCGGCGGCCUACAUGCCUGGGCCUGGAGCUACGCCUAUGAAAGCUGAACAUGUUCGCCAGGCUACCAGCAACAGCAAUGUUGGUGGCCCCAGCAGCGCCCAGAUCUUGAACUCUCAUGCUCUAGCUGAGCGGAUGGCUGGGCAGAACAACGGGCCGGGCGCUGGACGGAUAGGCAAGCGAAGAGUCCGUUUGGGCUGGACAGAAGAGGAAACCCGCUAUCUUAUGGAAGGAUGUAAACGUCAUGGUGUUGGUAACUGGAAGAAGAUUUUGACUGAUCCCAGCUUUGAGUUCAACUGUCGAACCGCAGUGGAUCUAAAGGACCGAUUCAGAACUUCUUUCCCAGACGAGUACUCCAGACUCUAUCCUAAUGCCAAAACCCAUAAAGUCAAGCGUCCCAACACCGGUGCAGAGGUUGCCCAACUAACCAAGAUCAAACGUAAGGAGCGACGUGCGUUCAGCCAGGAUGAAGAUGAGCGCCUCUUGCAGGGAUUUAACAAGCACGGCCCUGCAUGGUCUAAGAUUCAACGGGACCAAUCGUUGAACCUUGGAGAUCGUCGUUCAACGGAUCUCCGUGACAGAUUCAGAAAUGCCUUCCCUGAUCGCUACACUGCCGCAGGCUACAAGGGUCGUAGCUCGCAAAAGACCAACCCCGUUCCUCCGCCACCGCAGGAUAUGGGUGUGCAACCAAGCCAGAUGGCCCAGCUCAAUGUUUUGGACGAGGACGUUCACAUGCAACAUCAGAAUAUCAUGCCCCGUGGUGGUGGCUAUAUCCCCAUGCAGCACCCACAUGCUUUGCAGAUGCCAAUGGGUUACCCGACGGGUCCCGUAUACUUCAGCCCGCAGAUGAAUUUGUAUCGGUCAAAUGCUCAACCUCCCCAGCAGAAUUAA